AUGGCCUUUCUGAUGAAGAGCAUGCUGAGCAACCAGGUGAAGAAUUUGGGGCUGGGGGGAGGAGGGGACGAGAGCAAAGAGGACUCGGCUCCUUCCGACCCGGCGGCGGCGGCAGGGAUGACCCGCGAGGAGUACGAGGAGUACCAGAAGCAGAUGGUGGAGGAGAAGAUGGAGAGGGACGCCGCCUUCGCCCAGAAGAAGGCAGAGCGGGCCUGCCUGAGGGUUCACCUGCGGGAGAAGUACCGGCUGCCCAAGAGCGAGCUGGACGAGAACCAAAUCCAGAUGGCGGGGGACGACGUGGGCCUGCCGGAGGAUUUACAGAAGAUGGUGGCGCAGGACCAGGAGGAGGAGGAGGACAAGGACUCCAUCCUGGGCCAGCUGCAGAACAUCCAGAACAUGGACGUGGAUGCCAUCAAAGAGAAGGCGCAGGCCACUUUCAGCGAGAUGAAGCAGGCGGCCGAGCAGAAGUGUUUGCUGAUGUAG
Molecule: messenger RNA, 483 nt
Organism: Myiozetetes cayanensis
Lineage: Eukaryota; Metazoa; Chordata; Aves; Passeriformes; Tyrannidae
Gene: CPLX4
Product: complexin 4
Exons: 3
Coding region: 1-483 (160 amino acids)
Biological process (GO): neurotransmitter transport; regulation of neurotransmitter secretion; synaptic vesicle exocytosis
Cellular component (GO): SNARE complex; terminal bouton
Molecular function (GO): syntaxin binding
Source: RefSeq, a predicted model, not a curated record